Nelumbo nucifera (sacred lotus) is the source of this 1012-nucleotide messenger RNA. Its product is annotated as NDR1/HIN1-like protein 13. NCBI's taxonomy places the organism in Eukaryota, Viridiplantae, Streptophyta, Magnoliopsida, Proteales, Nelumbonaceae. Gene Ontology annotation, biological process: defense response to other organism. The record is from RefSeq and is a predicted model, not a curated record. Gene Ontology annotation, cellular component: plasma membrane.
CAAACAUCCCUUAAGCAUCGGGAUGGAUUGCUAAUUUGGCAAGAGAUUUUGCUGGGCUACCAUCUCCAAACUUCCCUCCUUUCAAUAAAAAACCAGACAAACAGAAAAAUAAACGAAAGAAAGCACCUUGGCCUUCUCUCCGGCCGACCACCUCCAGUUCGGAGGCGGAGGAAGGAGGCCUAAUUGAUCUUUUCUUCUAUCGAGAACUUGCCCAGCUGAUUCAAUCUCCCACCCCACCACAAUAUAUAUGGACUACAACGACCAGAAAGGGUGCCCCACGGACAUGAAUUCAUCAGGACCACCUUACCUACCCAAAUAUGCAAUUCUGCCGGCCGGGAAUGGGGAUGGCGACCAGGUGGACGUUCGGCCUCCUUCCUACCGCCGCAACAUCCCACGCUAUCUGUCGACUCAGAACCGUAAGAGCGGGUCCAUCUGCCUCCAGUGCAUAUGCUGCUGUUAUUGCAUUCUCCUGCUAUUGAUCGUCAUUCUAGCAAGCCUCACUGUCUACCUCUACACCUUCUUCGAACCCAAGAUGCCUUCUUACACGGUGGAACGCUUCGGAGUUAAUUCCUUCGAUCUCCAACCCGAUUUCAAGCUUUAUAUCGAGUUUUUGGUGAGUCUGAAGGUCGAGAACCCAAAUGACAAGAUUGGCAUCAUCUAUGGCAAGGACAACUUGGUGGUCGUCGCUCACCAAGGCUUAACGCUUGGUACUGGAAAGAUUCCAGCUUUCUUCCAACGCUACAAAAAUGUGACCUUCAUGGAAGUUGUGGUUAAAGGGAAGAGCGAGCUUGGGUCGGCUUUUCAGGCAACUUUAAUGGAGAACCGGCUGGGCAUGAGGAUACCCAUACCCUUAAACAUGAAUAUCAAGGUACCUAUGAACUUCAUGUUGGGGGAGUCCACAUUAAGACAGUUCACUUUUCUUGUUAAUUGUUCUUUCGCUGUUGAUAACUUGUCGCCCAAGCACAAAGUUGAUAUUUUAUCAAGUAAUUACAAUGUGUCCUUUGCACUCUGA